Messenger RNA from Trichobilharzia szidati, 3545 nucleotides. Lineage: Eukaryota; Metazoa; Platyhelminthes; Trematoda; Strigeidida; Schistosomatidae. The record is from the annotation of a GenBank genome assembly.
CAAAAAUGAGUUUGACCCAUAAAUGUGGCACUUUUGAUUCACUCAUGUAAAAAUGUAUAUACUCAGAUAAUUACAUAUAUUAGGACGCGGUGGAAAGAGAAAUUAUUCGUUCAAAAAUAAAUUUUCGGAAAAUAAACAAAAGUAAAAAAAAAAUUAAACAGAAAAAGAAUCUAUGACCACUUUACCAAGUUGUAUGUAUUGGACGUUUACUAAUUCAGGUUUGUUAAUACAAGAUUGGCUGUUGAAACCUGUAAGACCGGUGAAUUUAAAUGAAGCUAUUAAUCAGUUAUACUUGUCGUCAUCUGUUGACUACCAUCAACCAAACUCUAAUCAUCAUCAGUUAAACUUCAAUAAUAAUAAUACUUUGUCAAAUGAUAAUAUUCAACAAGUUUUACAAAUUAUAUUUUAUUUCAGUUUACCAUUGAUCCCAGCGGCUACAAUAUUAUUUACUAUCAUUAAUAUAUUUAUCGAAUCAAAAUAUUAUAUUUGUCCAAAGUACACAUUGUUUACACGUCCAUAUAUACAAAGACUUUCACAGUACUUAAUUGUAUUCUACGUUUUAACUGGGAUUAAUUCAUCUCUUAUCUGGUUGUCAACAUUACCUCGUUAUAUACCAAUGUCAAUUGGAAAUUAUAUUACACUAACUAAUAAUAAUAAUAAUGAUCAUUUAAUCAAUAAGCAUAAUUCAAAUGUAACUAAUCAAUACAAUUCACAUUUAUUGAUGAAUUCGUCCUCCUCUUCACCUCCUCCUUCUUCGUAUGAUUCUAAUAUUACACCAAAAUUCCUUACACAACUUCCAGCCAUCUUAACAAUGCAAAUUGUCCUACGUUUAACGCUAUGUUGGCUAAUUAUUGGUAUAAUUAUAGACCGUAUCUACAUACUGGGUGAAUUAUACAUUAAUCCAAUGACAAAAUCAUUUAAUCACUAUAUAAAUUAUUUAUAUACAUUAAUUAAAGAAAAUCUAAGUGAAAAUUGCUACUUAAAUACACUAACAACUCAUUCUGUGAAUGAUAAUUGCCUAACAGACAAACAGAUUCAAAAAGGCGGGAAAUGUUCGGCGUUUCAACAGAUAUUUAAAUUUGCCGCGAAAUUAUGUUCAAUACAAAAGUGUUCAAUCAGGUCAUGUCCAAUCUGUAAACAAAUGAAUUAUAAUCUAGAAAAUGAAUAUACAUGUUUUGUAUGUAAAUCAAAUUAUUUAUAUAAUACAAAUUUAUUAUGUCAUGGAGACGAGAAGCAGCAACAACAACAACAAUCUGAUGAGAAUUUAUACUUGAAUAGUUCAAUAAUACCUAAUAAAACAACACAGUGUACAUCGAUUGGACGUUUAAUCUUAACCACAGGUUUACUGAUCACCUGUUCAUUAGCCAUUUGUCUACCUCAAGUAUGGUCAUAUCAGUUGAUUGGAAUAAAUUUAAAAAUUAAACUAACUAAUGGUAAUUCUAAGAAUCGCAUCGAAAAAAUGUAUCCAGCUUGGCGUCUUUUGAACAGAAAUAGUCAAACUAUAUAUGAAUAUUGUUUUGCUGCAGUCAGUUUUGUAAUACCCUGUUGUACAAUUAUCGUCUGCCUACUAUUAUUAAUAAUGCGUUUAAUAAAGAUUAAAUGUGAAUUCAAGCAUAUUUAUUUACAUGGUUCAAAUGUCAGAGAUAUUAAAUUUUACAAAUUAUAUGAAAAUAUUGUAAAGUAUUGUCUAACACACUUAAUUCAAGAUUGUAUCCUGGUUCUAAUUAUAGCUGUUAUACAGUUGUGCUGUUCUCUGCCGCAUUUAAUGACCAAUUCAAUUAAUCGUCUUGAGUGUUUAUUGGUUAGUUCAAGUAAAGCAUCGAGUAUCCCAUCCACUUCUCCGUCAUCAUCGCCGUCCUCCUCCGCUUCCUCGUCGGGAGCAGAAGCCACAGACACCUAUUGGCCGACACGACAAAAUUGGCUUUUAAUUGAAUUAAGCUGCCUAUUCGGUGAUUUCUUGAUUCAACUAGUUAUUCUUUCAAUUCGUCUGUGUGAGACAAAUCAUUUGUUGACUGCUAACUUUCCACUUCAAAAUUUUGAAAAUGGCUGGCUUAAAAAAUGCAGUUUAAGUAACAUGGAUAAACAAAAUUAUGCAAGUGUCCAGUGUCAACAUACUGUUCAACAGAAUGACUGUGAUGUAGAACAUUUAAUGAAAAUGCAAGAAUUGGAUGAAGAUGUCAGUAAAGCUAUGGAUGAGGAUAGUUAUGAAAGUAACCAUCAAGUGGGGGAAGAAGAAGAAGAUAAUGACGGUGACAGCGAUGAUGAUUUCCGUGAGGGUGACGUCAUCGGCAAUGAAAAUAGGCAAAGAACACUUGUCUAUUCUAUGAAAACACCGACAGAUAGUGGACAGACCAGUAAGAAUAUCUCUCCUUUACCAAUAUCGCAUACAAUCUCAGAUGUUCUCCUGUCGCCUAAAUUUAAAUCAAAACAAGGCAUGUAUCGACUUAAUGUACAGAAUAAAGUACAUCGGUCAAGUCCAUCAACAUUUACCUCCCCACUGCUACAGCGUAUACCAGAAAAUAUUAAUUAUCAGAAUAGUUGUCACAGUUUCACAAUGAACAACACAAUGGCAAAACCGACUGUUACAGCAAUAACUAAAGGUUCACUGAACACAUACGUUGAACCGAAAACAAAUAUGGCUAGCCUCACUUACUCACCAAGAUCACGACAUCCGUGUAGACUACAGACGAGGAUUUCUUCUGAUCCUUUGAAAUCAACAAAUUACAAUAAUCUUAAUAAUAACAGGAUUCAUCUGUCGACUGCAUCAUCUGUUAAUCAGUCGAAACAGAUUACAGCUACGCCUAAUAUGAAUACACUCCGUCUGUAUCAAAGUCGUUGGAUUGACAACAAUUCACCGCCGCCCUUACCUCCACCACCGAAACAUUUAAUGUACAUGCUUGGCGAAGAUUCAUCAAUUUAUUCAACUCCUCAUGGAUCACCUCAACAAUUCGGUACACGUAAACAAAUGCUACUGAAUAACAACAGUAACAGUAAUAAUAAUAAUAAAAUCACUAUUACUAACACUUGUAAUAACAGUACUAAUAUUUCGCUGGGAUAUUCACCAAAUAUAUCACGUCUUACUCAUCAUAUUUCAAAACAUGAAAGUCCAAAUGCUAUGAGUUUUCGACAAACUGAUUCAGGUGUCACUGGUUUAGGUGGUUCACUGAUAGACAGUGAGAAUUAUGAAUCGAAUACAGUUAUCACUUGAUCAUCUCUACCAAAUCUGGGGAACAAGCUGAUUUUUGACCAGAAAAAGAAGAAGGCGAGGAGGGGACCUUAAAAUCAGGUGAAUGCUUCAAUAUUGAAGACUUUAGCCUACAACUGUACAAACAUUUAAUCGUAUGUCAAAAUUAUUCAUGUUUCUCAAAUGUCUACACACUGAUCGGUAAUCAUUGACCAUGUCUUGCACAGAUUUUUUAUGAUUUCACUUGAUAUAAAUGAUUUUAAACUCUCUUUCUCUUGUGUAAUGAGGUUAGUUCAUACUACACGCAUUUAUUUAAAACAAAAUGUUGAUACUUUUAUCAUUUUUCCACUUCGAAAUAUAU